Penicillium taxi is the source of this 1497-nucleotide messenger RNA. RefSeq lists its product as uncharacterized. Bases 1 to 1497 code for a protein of 498 amino acids. Gene Ontology annotation, cellular component: intracellular membrane-bounded organelle; cytoplasm; membrane. Gene Ontology annotation, biological process: sphingosine biosynthetic process. The transcript is spliced from 3 exons. The record is from RefSeq and is a predicted model, not a curated record. NCBI's taxonomy places the organism in Eukaryota, Fungi, Ascomycota, Eurotiomycetes, Eurotiales, Aspergillaceae.
AUGGUAGACUCAUCUUCAUCCGCGGAACAGUCGGAAGCACUGCUACAGCAUGACAUGAUCCUCGUCGAUAAGACGGUCGUGCUCACUCUAAACACCAGCUCACUUUUGAUUGUUGACCAUCGCAAACCUGGACAAUCGCAACGCAAAUACUGUGGGCUAUUUAAGUCAAAUCCACCAUCCAAGACCAAACAUGACAUAUCAUUAUACCAUAUCCUUGCCGCCGAAGUAGCUGCCUCGAGCUUGGUCAUCACCUAUGCCGCUCCCUCGGGCAAAGACGCAGUCACCGCCGCCGUCCUCCAAUAUCCCAUUGUCGAUAAAGAGAAACCUGCCGUCACAGUAUGGGUGAAUGAACUACUCAACCUGGUCUACGAAAAUGCACUACGCGGGAAACGUUUGAAGGUUUUGAUCAAUCCAUUCGGCGGAAAAGGAACGGCUGCGAGCCUUUACCACAAACAGGCAGCACCUAUCUUUGCUGCUGCUCAGUGCAAAGUGGAUGUGCAAACGACUGAGAGUAGUGGACACGCCAUAAAUAUUGCGGAACAACUCGACAUUAACGCCUAUGACGCCAUCGUCUGUUGCUCCGGCGAUGGUUUGCCGUACGAAGUCUUCAACGGCCUGGGCAAACGACCUAAUGCACGAGAGGCUCUGGCUAAGGUUGCUGUUGUUGCGCUACCUUGUGGCUCUGGUAACGGUAUGGCAUGGAACUGCCUGGGAACGGGAAGUGUGUCGAUUGCUGCACUGGCAAUCGUGAAGGGUCUAAGAACACCCUUGGAUCUGAUUUCGGUCACGCAGGAAAAUUCUCGCACACUCUCCUUCCUGUCUCAAUCGUUUGGUAUCAUUGCCGAUGCGGACCUUGGCACAGAUAAUAUUCGAUGGAUGGGUGCACAGCGAUUCACAUAUGGAUUUCUCGUCCGCCUGUUGCAACGCACAGUUUAUCCCUGCGACUUGGCUAUCAAGGUCGAGAUCGAUGACAAGAAUGCGAUCAAGGACCACUACGCUGCAUAUGCAGCUCGUGAAAAGGAUCAUCUGCUCGAUGUCAGCCGCAUCGAGGCUGCGGAAAAGUCGCCGGAGCUUCCAGAGCUUCAGUUCGGGACAGCGUCAGACCCACUUCCCCAGGACUGGGAAGUCGUUCCCGGACAGCGGAUGGCCAACUUUUACGCAGGCAAUAUGGCGAUCAUGUCCGAGGAUACCAAUUUCUUCCCUGCUUCUCUCCCGGGCGAUGGAUUCAUGGAUGUUGUGACGGUUGACGGAACUGUCAGCCGCAUGACAACGCUCCAAAUGAUGAAUGAAAUCCCUACUGGUGGAUUUUUCAGUAUGCCUGAUGUGAUAAUCCGCAAGGCCACUGCAUUUCGCCUUGUGCCACAUAAAAAAGAAGGGUAUAUCAGUAUCGAUGGUGAACGUAUUCCCUUCCAAGCGUUCCAAGCUGAGGUUCAUCAGGGUCUGGGCACAAUACUCACCAAGUCAGGGCAUUUGUAUGAAGCCAAAGGGCCAAAAUGA